Ochotona curzoniae (black-lipped pika) is the source of this 1053-nucleotide messenger RNA. RefSeq lists its product as uncharacterized. NCBI's taxonomy places the organism in Eukaryota, Metazoa, Chordata, Mammalia, Lagomorpha, Ochotonidae. The record is from RefSeq and is a predicted model, not a curated record. Gene Ontology annotation, cellular component: endoplasmic reticulum membrane. The transcript has 5 exons.
AUGGCUGAAAUGAGGAAGGGGACUGAGAAACGACACAACCCAGUGGAAAGCAUUCGUAGAAAAAUCAAAGCCAUCCAGAGGAGAGAAGCUGCGUUGGAUCCAGCGCAGCAGAUAGGUAAGUACCGCACCAGCAGUUUUGAGAGUCCAUGGGUCCACAGCAAGAAGCUGGCGGCUUGCUUUCCAGUGCCCACCUCGCCUCUUGCAAGUUUGGACAAAUUUGCCGCCUUCAUUUCUUGUCCGGAAGUGGCAUCUCCAGGGACACCAGUCCUGCCUGCUUUCAGCACUCCUGAGAGUGAAAUGUCCUCUGUCCAUCCCCCACGUUUCAAGAACAGCUCGGAGUGGGCAUUAAGCACCAAGUGCAGACACCUGCCUGGGCUGGCACAAAGAAGAGACAAGCUCCUCUUGGAUGAGGACUUGGACAGUUGCUGCACUGAAAGAAGUUCCAGUACCUUUGUAAUUGACCCUGGUUCUGCUUCUGGUCAAAACCCUGAGUGUUGGAGUCCUCAGGAGUUGGUGGUGAUGCGGUUAUCUCUGAAUGUUGAUGCUAAACAUUCAUCUGUUAACAUCGGUGCUUCCAAAUGGAAACCGGGAGGUGAUGAUGGCAGAGAUGUUGUCACCAGCAGCACCCCAAAGACCUGUGAGGACCAGCAGCUGGCUGGUAUUUUUCGUGCAUGGGACAUAGCCCACAGAGGUUUUGUUCAUAGAUCCUUGUGUGCAGGAAAUGAGGAAAGCUGCUGUAAGCUGUUUGAUGUACGAGUUUCAGAUAUUAAGGAGCAAGAAGAGUCUGAUUUGAUAGACUACAUGGCACCGCUACAUUUCAACAAGCGAAAGUUGGAAGAGGAAAAUCGUAAGUUUAAAUUGGCAAUAGAAACCUUGGAAGAAGCCAAGGGGCAGUUGUCAGAGGAGUGUGCUGAGCGACGCUUUCAGGCGAAAAGUGCACACUAGCCUAUUAUGAGACUAAAUCUGUUAAAAGAAGAACUGGAAGAACUGAAAAUUAGUAUGAAUGCUGCAGAAGAACAGAAGACCGUGCUCGAGGCCAGAACAAACACUUAG